AACCAAAGCUUGAAGAUCGAUAAUUUGGGUUUCUUACCCCUUCCUUAUCGUGACUGCUCGAAAUUUUGAGAAUUGCAGGCAUGACGUCAAGCGUACGCACGUCUGAACCCACGGUAACACCCCGAAUAUCAGUUCGCGAUUCCUCCAAACCCCACGCCCCAACUUUCCCCAACUUCAAAUCAAUCAAUCUCGACCAUGACAUUCCAAGCACCACCCAAGAACAUCAUCGUCAGCGGCGGUGCCCGCGGCAUUGGCCGCGCCAUGUCACGCAUGUUCCUCGAAGCAGGCCACCACGUCUUUAUAUUUGACGUCGACGAGGAAGAACUCAAGCACACCACCCAAGUGCACCUAAAAAAUUACUACGAAGGCAAGAGAGUCGACUUCGCCAUCUGCAACCUGCGAGACGUCGAAGACAUCCGCAAGAAAGUCACCACAGCAGCCGAGAAGUUCUUCGACAGCCGCAUUGAUGUGCUCGUCAACAACGGCGGCAUUGCGUCUCCGCAGUGGAAAGACGGCAAGACGAUGGAAGACAAUAGUACCUGGGAAGAGUGGCAAGCGUACAUCGAGACGAAUCUGAGCGGUCCGUUUGCCAUGAGCCAGGCUUGCAUUCCGUACAUGAAAGCGCGCACCCAUGAUCGCGAGAAGGGUGCACAUAAAGAGCAGGGAGCCGGACCGUGUAUCAUCCACAUUGGCAGUUUCCGUGCACACCAGUCCGAUCCAAAUCAGGAGGGGUACGCUUCGAGCAAGUCGGGUUUGUUGGGCUUGAUGCAUUCGAUGGCGAUCAGUCUGGGUGCUUUGGGCAUCCGUGUGAACUUGGUGGCGCCAGGUAGGAUCAAGGUUGCGCACGAGUGCAAGGAGGGUGACGAGGCGGGGACGAACUGGGAGGAGCAGGUCAGCGAGAAGGAUGUCGGCGACCACCCAACGAACCGUGCGGGUAGGCCGAAGGACGUUAUCGAUGCGUGCUUGUGGCUGAUCGAGGCUGGUUUCGUGACUGGUCAGGACAUUACGGUCGAUGGAGGAGCCUUGAAGAAGAAGAACUGAGAGUUGCUGGACGAUUUCAUGACGUGACGGCCUUUCCUUUGUAACAACACAUAAGAAGUAAAGUACACGUACACUCAAGAAAGACGUUGAUGCCAG
Macroventuria anomochaeta is the source of this 1137-nucleotide messenger RNA. Its product is annotated as short chain dehydrogenase. Bases 196 to 1041 code for a protein of 281 amino acids. NCBI's taxonomy places the organism in Eukaryota, Fungi, Ascomycota, Dothideomycetes, Pleosporales, Didymellaceae. The record is from RefSeq and is a predicted model, not a curated record. Gene Ontology annotation, molecular function: oxidoreductase activity. The transcript has a single exon.